Messenger RNA from Ziziphus jujuba (common jujube), 2193 nucleotides. RefSeq names its product ABC transporter G family member 10. The record is from RefSeq and is a predicted model, not a curated record. Gene Ontology annotation, molecular function: ABC-type transporter activity; ATP binding; ATP hydrolysis activity. The transcript has a single exon. The coding region runs from base 275 to 2119 and encodes 614 amino acids. NCBI's taxonomy places the organism in Eukaryota, Viridiplantae, Streptophyta, Magnoliopsida, Rosales, Rhamnaceae. Gene Ontology annotation, cellular component: membrane.
GUUUAGGUGACCUUAUAUGGUCUUGAAAUUCUUACCAAGUGCACAGUCUAUUACAUUUCUGAAUUAGAGAACAUGGAAACUGACCCCACAAAGCGGAACCUGUCAAAACCAUGCAUGCAAGGAAAUAUCAGUUGAAGUCUGAAAUAGCUGGCGUGUGCAAUGAAGAGCCGGUUUGGUGUGUGUCAGCUCAUCUUCUUCCCUCUACUUCAUUAUAUUUUCAUCCCCACUAAUAUCACAUAUACUAAAUUUUCUUUUCUAUUUGUUCUCUCAAAUAAUGGAAAUAUUACCAAGAAAACCCGAUUCCGGUGGCAAACAGAAAACCCAAUUCCGAAUCACCACCAAGAAACUUUCUUACAAGCUAUCUCGCCGAGUGACUGAUCAUUAUCGGUUCUGUUCUGUUUACAAGAGAGAGGUUUCCCCAGGAGCAUACAUUUUGAAAAAUGUCACUUGCGAAGCUAAACCGGGUCACAUCUCCGCCAUAGCAGGUCCAAGCGGAGCAGGAAAGACAACGCUGCUGGAAAUACUCGGCGGAGUGGUACCGACGAAUAGAAUCUCCGGCCGUGUUCUGGUGAAUGAGCAGCCAAUGAAUGCUGAAUAUUUCAGGAGAGUUUCGGGAUACGUCACGCAAGACGAGGCCCUUUUCCCCCUUCUCAGUGUGGAAGAAACUCUCAUGUACAGCGCUCGUCUGCGAAUGCAUGGCGACCUCGAAAGGGCAAGAUAUAGAGUUGGGGAAUUGUUGAAGGAGCUUGGACUCGAACAAGUUGCAAAUGUCAGAAUCGGCAGCGAAUCGUGCCGAAGUAUUUCCGGGGGUGAGAAGCGUAGAGUCUCAAUCGGUGUCGAUCUGGUUCAUGAUCCAGCUGUUCUUUUACUCGACGAACCGACGUCGGGUUUGGACUCUGCCUCAGCUUUUCAUGUAACUUUGUUGCUCAAAUCCAUGGCUGCUAAACAAGGUAAGACCGUUUUGUUAACAAUCCAUCAACCCGGUUUCCGAAUUCUCGAGCUGUUCGAUCAGAUUCUGUUACUAUCAAAUGGGACUCUUCUUCACCGUGGAUCACUCCAACUCCUCGAACAGCGUCUUGGUUUUUUGGGCUAUACCAUUCCUCGGCAUGUUAAUGUCAUGGAGUUCGCCAUGGAAGUUACAGAAGCCCUUGUCAUGAAUAUUGAUCAAGAAAGUGAAAUGGAUGAAAGUGAACUAGAAGAGCAAUACGAGUACCUCCCCACGAAUCUAAUCCCGGAUAAUCUAUCAGAAAAUAAGCUGUUUUAUGCAAAUCCUCCAUUGAAUGAGGUUUUAAUACUGAGUCAGAGAUUCUCAAACAACAUUUUUAGAACCAAAGAGCUAUUUCUCGCAAGAAUAAUUCAGGCUAUUCUUGCUGGGUUCGUGCUCGGGACAAUUUUCAUGAAUGUUACAAAUGAUAAGAAAAGAGUCAAAUUUCAAACCCAUAUCGGAUUUUUCGCAUACAGCCUAACCUUCUUAUUGUCUUCCACAACAGAAGGUUUACCAAUUUACUUGCAAGAAAGGAGAAUACUAAUGAGAGAAACCUCAAGAGGAGCUUAUAGAGUUUCUUCUUAUGUUAUCUCAAACACUUUAGUGUUCCUUCCUUUCCUAUUAAUGGUUGCCAUUCUUUACACCAUACCGGUCUAUUGGUUAGUAGGAUUGAGAAGACAAAUAGAUGGGUUUCUCUAUUUCACAAUGGUUGUUUGGAUGGUCAUUUUGAUGUCGAACUCUUUUGUGGCUUGCUUUAGCGCUCUUGUCCAAAAUUUCAUUACAGGAACAUCUUUGGUGGCAGGGGUAAUGGGGUCUUUCUUUCUGUUUUCUGGGUAUUUCAUAACCAAGGAAGACAUACCAAAAUAUUGGAUUUUCAUGCACUAUUUGAGCUUGUUCAAGUACCCAUUUGAAUGCUUCAUGAUAAACGAGUAUGGAGGAGAGCAGGGGAGGAGUAGAUGCUUGGCUAGUGUUGAAGAUCAAUGCCUCUUGUACGGUGAUCAAUUUCUGACUCAGAAAGGUUUGAAAGAGUCACAGAAAUGGGGUAAUUUAAGUGUGAUGUUCGGUUUCAUAAUCGGGUACAGAUUUCUUUGUUUUCUGAUUCUGUGGUAUAGAUCUCGCAGAGCCAGAAGUUAGAAUCUGUUUUUAUAAACGGCAGCUAAAACGGAGAAAAAGAAUGGACCAAAGAGUUCCUUUCUUUUCUUUUCUUU